Paramecium octaurelia is the source of this 833-nucleotide messenger RNA. Lineage: Eukaryota; Ciliophora; Oligohymenophorea; Peniculida; Parameciidae. The record is from the annotation of a GenBank genome assembly.
AUGUANUUAUUGUUUUUGAAAUGGUCUACCAAAUUCGAAGAUACAAAGGAUGCUCCUAGUGUUAUCACAACUAUGAUUGACAUGGUAUUAAGACCUUUUGAUGUCCCUGAGAAACCACUUUUCGAAUCUGGGGAAUAAUAGAGAUCCAUCCAACUAUUGUUAUUAACCAUAAUAACCUUCUGCAUUCCAAUUAUGUUGAUUACAAAACCCUUUAUUUUCAGUCUACAUAAGAAGAAUCAUCAUCAAUAUCAAUAAAUACCAUCUUAAGUACCUGAUGAAGAUGCCAAUCUAGAAUAAUUAUAACAUGAUAUGUAAAAGGAGUAAUCACAACCACACAGUAAACUGUCUAUUUAAUAACAUAAUGAACAUGAUGAUAUAGGUGAAUUAAUUGUCCAUCAAUGUAUUAUUUAUAUUUAUUAAACAUAGCCAUUGAAACUAUCGAAUUUGUUCUAGGAAGUGUUAGCAAUACAGCAUCUUAUUUAAGAUUGUGGGCAUUAUCCUUAGCUCAUUCAUAAUUAGCUGAAGUCUUCUUCUCCAUGACUAUAGCCAGUCACAUUGGUGAGGGAGGAUUCUUUGGAACCAUAGGAGUAUUCAUCUUCAUUUACAUUUUAGUCCGUUGUAUAAUUCCCAGGAUUUGCUUUGGCCACUUUUGGCGUCUUGAUGUGUAUGGAUCUAAUGGAGUGUUUCUUACAUGCUCUUCGAUUACAAUGGUAUGAUAUCAAAUCACCAUCUUAUUUAGGGUUGAAUUCUAAAGCAAAUUCUACAAAGCUGAUGGGUACCUGUUUAAAGCAUAUUCAUUCACAAAUAUCAAAACCAAUGAAGAAGAUGAUUGA